CCGUGGGCUUUGCAGGCAAUUGGAAGAUAUCGCUGCUAAUUUAUUCUCCUAAAAUGCAAAUUUUGUGGAUUCUGGGAGUUUUUAUUAUGGUUCUUAAUGAUUCCCAUGAUCUGUGAUACCUGCCAGUGAACCUUAGCUGGGAGCAAAGCCUCCACCUGGGUGCCCUGCAGACAGAGGAGAAGCCAGAAAUGUCAAUUGCCACUUGUUCUGUUAAACCUGAUUUCCUCCAAACCUGAAGUGGGAAUAUAUAGAAUGUAUCUGAAUCUCCAUAUACACUUUCUGCAUGCAAAUCACAGUUGUGGUGUGUUAAAUUGCAUCCUGAAGAGCCAGAAAAAAUAAACCAAAACAAGGGAGAAGCAAAUAUGAGGGACUGAAUCUUCAGCCCUGCUGGUCCUGAAGGAUCCUGAAGUACUUCACCAGCAACUACAAGCACGUCCUUUUUAGAAGUCAUUGAAGAGUCAUUGGAUUAUCUCAACCACUGACAUAAUCAGCACCACCCUGGACAGUGGGGAACAAAUUGUCAAUCACAAUCUGGGAUCACAUCAUGAAUUUUUCUAUAAAAACUGUCUAUGCAGGUUAAACUUUGUUUUCCUUCUUUGGAUCUCAAUGACAUUCGUGUGCUCGGGUUACCCCAUUGGCCCUUCCAAGAGCAACAAUCCUUUUUAUUUGAAUUGCCAGCUGUAUGGAAAAUCUGAUUAUUGCCUGCUCCUGCUGAAUAGCUGCUUAGCCCAGGUGGGCAGGGAUGAAGAACUGGCUCUUUUAAAGCCUCACCUGGAGACGCCUCUCGACAAAAGGUCCUUUCGCAACGGCGUGGGAUCGGGAAUUAAAAAAACUUCCUUUCGAAGAGCAAAGUCAUGAACAAGUGCCCCCAGCCACGGCCCCCAUUUUGAUAUCUGAUGUUUAACUUUGUGCUUAAAGAGUUAUUUUGAUGCUUUUCCAGGAUCAGACCAGCCCGUGUCCUCAGCAUGUAAGCGGGUGUUUGUUCCCGAGCGCACGAGCCGAGCGGAGCACAUGGGAUUGCUCGGAACGGGCUUCGUUCCCCAAAGUUACAGUGUCAUAAAGCUUUGUUUUGGAAUGAAUGUUUUCCGUUGGUUAAUUCCCCUUCUUUGUAAAGCUACAGAUUUAAUCAAGUUGCUUUUGAUUAAUACCAAGAUAAUCCUAUGCCGUGAGUAGAUGUGUGUUCGCAGCCUGUGGGGAGGACGGAGAAUAUUAUUCCCAAAAUCCCUCCUCUCUGCCACAGAGACAAACGCAAGGCAAUCCUCUGCUUUCCUGUCCCAAAUCACAUUUACUUGAAGGCAACUGCUCUGGCAACUUUAAUACACAUUUAAAGUACAUUUUAUUUCAGAUUUCCAAAGACAUGAAGGGCCACUGAUGAAAGGCAGAAUCGGGCCCUACUUGUGACUUCCACUGGCUUUUUAAUAUAGUUAUUUAAAAUUACUUUAGCAGGGAAUAAUCUCUGGAGAUGUGUCAGCUCAUUUCCAGGAGAGUCCUGGGAAAUCACUGUAAGGCAGGGUAUCAGCACUGCUCCCUGUGCCUCAGUUAAUUGACUUAGGUAGCAACACACAGCUGAGGAAAUGUGCCAAAUGUGGGAUUUUUUUAAAUUUCCUGUUAAAAAAAUAAAAAAAAGAAAAAGGUAAUUUUGUCUGAAAAAGGGUAAAUGCGAGGUGCAGGAAAGGUCAUCUGCUGAGUUACACAUGUGUGGGUUCUACCUUGUUUCCUCCAAGUGCUGUGACACUGGCUUGAAACGUGGCAGAGUGUCCAUGCAAUUCCUUUUGCAUUCAAAGCUAAGAUACUAAUAAUAAAUCAAUAGAUGGAUGUUUUCUAAUAUUUCCCUGUUAAAGAUCAUAACCCAGGAGAUUAUUAUUAACCUUACAAAAAGGUGGCAUCACCACCUCCAUGAUGCCCAAUCCUGUUUUUUGCACCUCUGAGCCCAUGGGGAAAAGUGACCCGAUCGUGGAGCUCUUUUGGUGGGAUAUCAGGUUUCUGCAUGAUUCCUGGCUGAUUCAGGGAGAUCAAACACACUCCUGUCUGUGUUUGUCCGAGCUGAAAAGUUUAAUGCUUCAUAGUUUUUAGAGCUGCUUAAACACUUGGGCUCCUUUGGGGUAGUGCUGGUCUCUAGGUUGCUUAGCCCUUGCAUCUCUUUGUCGAGUGUCUCCCAGAAAACAUUAAAAAUUUAUAAGGAAAAUGUCAGAUAUUUGUUAUUCUCCUGCACUCUGUCUCCUGUACUGUCAGAUGAGCAGGGCAAGAGCAGUGACACGAGGAGUUCCACUGCAGCAGGGCAUUUGUCCUGUUCCACUCUUGGCUGCUGUGAUUUUGGCCACAGCAGUCUCUUGCAAAUACAAUUUUCCAACUCCAGCAGCAUCCAGGCCU
Messenger RNA from Neopelma chrysocephalum (saffron-crested tyrant-manakin), 2370 nucleotides. It is a transcript of the gene NPS, whose product is annotated as neuropeptide S. Bases 607 to 858 code for a protein of 83 amino acids. Gene Ontology annotation, biological process: positive regulation of synaptic transmission, GABAergic; positive regulation of synaptic transmission, glutamatergic; neuropeptide signaling pathway. The record is from RefSeq and is a predicted model, not a curated record. Gene Ontology annotation, cellular component: extracellular region. NCBI's taxonomy places the organism in Eukaryota, Metazoa, Chordata, Aves, Passeriformes, Pipridae. The transcript is spliced from 4 exons.